Molecule: messenger RNA, 965 nt
Organism: Amyelois transitella
Lineage: Eukaryota; Metazoa; Arthropoda; Insecta; Lepidoptera; Pyralidae
Product: lipase member H-like
Exons: 2
Coding region: 171-857 (228 amino acids)
Molecular function (GO): lipase activity
Source: RefSeq, a predicted model, not a curated record
AGAACGCGUCGCGGCGUGCGCACGCGUAGAGAAUCGCGCGCAACACUGACUUGUGUUUGUCGGCCAUUUUCUUGGCGUGGUGGGGAAGGCACCGAAAUAGGAAAUAAAGUGGAAAAGAAGGCUUUGCUAUAGUAGCCUUCGCAGUUUAGUCUGCGCCUGCGCUGCUCAAGAUGAGAGCUGCAAGAUUCACGAGAACAGUCGGCAGACACACGGCAGAAAUGUUGGCAAAUUUGACGAAAAUAUCACCUUUUGACCCAAAGAAACUUGACAUACUCGGCCUGAGUCUCGGAGGUCAAAUAAUGAGCUUCCUGGCCAAACACUAUUACGCAUUAACAGGAGUAAAAAUAUCAAGGUUAACUGCGUUAGAUCCUUCGGGGCCUUGCUUCAGAAAUUUGGGACCAGAUGAACGUUUAGAUCAAGAUGAUGCUGACUUAGUAGAUGUUAUAUCAACAAAUAUAGAUGGUUUUGGCAUGGCUACUCCUGUAGGACAUGUUAAUUUUUACGUCAACGGUGGAGAAUUCCAACCUGGAGAUAUUUUAUGGAUGCCUUGUAAUGUAUUCUGUAGUCAUAUUAGAUCUUUCACUAUUUGGUUAGCUGCGUUAGACAAUCCAGACUCCUUUAUAGCAGUACAAUGUGAUUCAGUACAAGAUGCUAGAUAUAAUAAAUGCCAUGAUAGAGAACCUAUGGUCACAAAUAUUAUGGGUUUGAAUGUGGACAGAAACAAGCCAGGAAUAUUUUAUUUAGCCACCCACAAUAAUUUCCCAUAUUAUUUGGGCGUUAAAGGUCUAAAAAAGAGGAGUGAUUAUUUUUCGGCAAAAUUAAGAUUUAUUAAUGCUAAAGAUGUUAUGAGAAUGUAGGUAGGCAGUUAAAGUCUUGAUGUUCAGGAUAAAACGUAUGAAAUUAUUCGAAAGUAUUAUAUUGAUGACUUAAGUUUUUACUAAAUCAUUAACAGUGGGCUGUGUCUU